Elgaria multicarinata webbii is the source of this 1683-nucleotide messenger RNA. RefSeq names its product P2Y purinoceptor 8-like. The coding region runs from base 129 to 1187 and encodes 352 amino acids. NCBI's taxonomy places the organism in Eukaryota, Metazoa, Chordata, Lepidosauria, Squamata, Anguidae. The transcript is spliced from 2 exons. Gene Ontology annotation, cellular component: plasma membrane. Gene Ontology annotation, molecular function: G protein-coupled receptor activity. Gene Ontology annotation, biological process: phospholipase C-activating G protein-coupled receptor signaling pathway; positive regulation of Rho protein signal transduction. The record is from RefSeq and is a predicted model, not a curated record.
CAUGCCGUUAACAUUCAGACUCUCGGAGAAAAAUGAAUUCAUUUCAACAACAAAUCUUCCAGGGGUCAGAUGUGGAUGAUUAAACAGAACUAAGCCUCCACCAGUUUCAAGUUCUUUCCUGAAGAAGGAUGCCUCAAGAUAGCCCUCUUGUCCUGACAUCGAGAAGGUUGCUAGAGUCAGUACCCACACGAAAUAUCACAGAUAUCACAUUGGACAAUCUUCGGAGUAGUGUGAUCGAGAUCUCUUUGCCUACCCUGUUCUCGAUUAUCUUCGCCUUCAGCAUCCCUCUCAAUUCUGUCUCCUUGUGGUUCCUUUGGCAAUAUUCAAGGCCCUGGACUCCCACCAUAGUGUUCUGCAUCAAUCUGACCAUUGCUGAUUUGGUCUACAGCAUGAUCCUGCCCUUUCAAAUAGCUUAUCAUGUCAACAAAAACACCUGGGUCUUCGGGGGAAUGCUGUGCCGCAUUGUCACAGUUCUGUCCUUUGGAAACAUGCACUGUUCCAUUUUAACUAUGAUGAGCAUCAGCAUAGAGCGCUACCUGGGAAUUGUUCACCCUUUGCGCUACAAAGCCAUAAGACCAAUUAGAACUGCUGUUCUGACAUGCGUAAUCAUCUGGGUACUUGUUUUACUGCCACUCACACCCCUCAUGCAGAAUAACUUACUUUUUCAUAUAAACGAGUCACACAUGGUUACCUGCUUUGACGUUUUGCCAAAAGAGAUGUUUAACACACUAGAAGCCUUCAUCAUUUAUUUUGGCGUUCUGGUAUUGGUCUUCUUUUUCCUACCUCUGCUUGUCAUGGGAUUUUGCUACAUCUCAAUCAUCUCAACACUUCUUCAUUCUUCUUCCACACAACUCAGAGAAACUAAAAAGCAAACAGUCUAUUUGAUAAUCGUCUUGCUCUUGGUGAUGACAAUAUGUUACCUGCCUCACGUUGUCAUGUCAGUUAUCCAUUUAGCCUUCACUUACCAUGAUAGAUCAUUUUAUACAGGAUAUAAACUAUCAUUUGCAAUAGCCAGCUUCAAUUGCUGUUUUGACCCAUUGGUUUAUUACUUUGGCUCCAAAGAAUUUCGACGAAAGAUACAGAAGAAGCUCUGCAGGUGUGUGGCUGUUGGUUUCAGUGAAAAUACCCCUAUUUUUUCAGAGUAUGACAUGCAAGUAGCACCAAUACGAAAAGCACCAAAUAUGUAGGCAGCGUUUCUCUGGAAUAGAAUAAACUUUCCCAUUGCACUGAAUUGUCAUGAAGUUUAGGAGUCAGAACAAAAGUGCAGAUCUUACAGAAAAUAUGCCAAGCACUUCUGGGAGACCAAAUGAACAAUUGACAUCUUCCAUCAUUCUCCAAGUAUAGGACAAAGGCAACUGAUGUCAAAGUCCAGAUUGGUGUGUAUAAGGGACAAUUAAAAUGCAACUGUUUCUUGGCUUUGUGGUAUAUGCCAAAGUAUUCAGUUCAGGAAAAAACACACAUUUACUCAGCUACUUUUGACUGUGCAGAACUUAUGGACCAAAUAUUAACAGAAAAUUUGGUGGAAUAGAAGAAGACAUCUUUUAAGACCAUCUUCCUGGAAUGUCAAAAAUUAUCCUAACCAUCAGCCAAAAGAUGUAGCUAUUGGGAGCACCAAGAUAUUCUUUAAUAUUGGUGUUGGUCUGACAAAGCUAUGUAUUUAUAAGUCCUGCUAUAUGGUGUGAA